UGCAGUGGUGGAAAAAGGGAGAAUCUGCCUCCGUUGUCCGUGAGAUUUUUCUCUGUGCGGGUAGUUUUUCACAUACAGCUUCCUCUAAGCCCGGCACUGAUGACAAGAGGCAGUUUGCACACGUAAAUCGUUCGGACUAAUCUCCUAACAGCGUAUUAACUCAUCCUGGACAGUUGUCCCUGAUUUUACACAUCAUGCCCACUCUGCCUCAUUGUCAGCGGUAGCAGUGAACAACAGAUAUGUGGUCACUGGGAGCAGGGAUGAGACGAUCCAAAUCUAUGACAUGAAAAAGAAGGUGGAACAUGGGGCACUGCUGCAGCACAACGGCACAAUAACUUGUUUAGAGUUCUAUGGUACUGCACAUCUACUGAGUGGGGCUGAAGAUGGACUAAUUUGUAUCUGGAACACAAAGAGAUGGGAAUGCCUGAAAUCCAUUAAGGCACAUAAGGGGCACGUGACAUCUCUUUCUAUUCAUCCUUCUGGGAAAUUAGCUUUGUCAGUAGGAACAGAUAAAACAUUAAGAACUUGGAAUCUUGUAGAAGGACGAUCAGCCUUUAUCAAAAACCUGAAGCAAAAUGCCCACAUAAUUAAAUGGUCCCCUGAUGGAGAGAGGUAUGUGACCGUGAUAACAAAUAAAGUGGAUAUCUACAAACUGGACACAGCUUCAGUCACUGGCACUAUCACAACAGAGAAGAGAAUUUCUUCACUUAGAUUUAUUACAGAUUCUAUCCUUGCCAUAACUGGAGAUGAUGAAAUUAUAAGGUUCUACAGCUGUGACUCUCAAAAAUGCCUGUGUGAAUUUAAAGCUCAUGACAACAGAAUAAAAGAUAUCUAUAGUUUUGAAAGAGAAGGACAACAUGUUAUUGUUACUGCAUCCAGUGAUGGUUACAUUAAAGUGUGGAAUCUGGAUCUUAAUAAGAUUAAGGAUGAGCUGUCUUUACUAUGUGAAGUCAAUACCAAAGCUAGGCUGACAUGUCUCGCAGUAUGGCUUGACGAAGCUUCAGAAACAAAAGAAAAUUCUAGUAAAGCUGCAACAUCAUCGCAAGCAAAUGAAGAUGAAAAAUCAUCAAUAGUCAAGAAAAAUAAAGUUUGUUGGACUGAUAAAAGUGAGAAAACAGCAAAAAGGAAGAGAAAAAUUACUCCAGAGAGGCAAAAAUUGGAAGUUCAACUGCAAAAGAAGAAAAAGAAACGGAAUAGCUCAGCAUGAAGGCAGCUACUUUCUCUCCUGAAUUAAACAUAAAUACCAGUGUUGCUGUAGUUUUCAUAAGGAUGUAAACCUCUAACAGGACAUAUACCUCUGAACUGAACUGUUGUUUAAAAGUAAUGAACAUUUUUACCCUAAUAAAUUGGCUGAUGCUUCUGGGAAAUAGCAAAAGAGAUGGCAACUUUUCCUAAGUGACUGAGGCAAAAAUAAAUUCAUAAUAUGUAAUGUUUAUAUUUUUCUAUUAGCAAUAGCAUACACUUUUUAAUUGGCUCUGAAAAAGCCAGCUAAAAUAAUAAAAAUAGCUGCAUCUGUCUCAGUUACUUUUUUGUCUCACUUAAAUGCAUAUUAAAAAUACAUUUUUUCA
This is a messenger RNA of Phalacrocorax carbo (great cormorant), 1568 nucleotides long. NCBI's taxonomy places the organism in Eukaryota, Metazoa, Chordata, Aves, Suliformes, Phalacrocoracidae. The record is from RefSeq and is a predicted model, not a curated record.